CGGGGAUUGUGAGCUAAGAGCCAGGAGUAAGAGGCCUGGGACCUGGGCGGCUCCCCCAGGCCCUGGGCUGGCCUCCACCGCACCGGGAGCGGGGAAGGAGUGCGGCCCUCACCACCCGGGAAUGCCUGGUCCCCAGGCCUCAUGCUGGGCACCGGGGACCUCAGCCUGCACUCAAGUUGCUUCCCUGGAGGAGGAGGAAGACAAGAUGGGUGGUGCCAGUGCAGAGUGCCAAGUGUCACGUGCCCCAGAUCCGUGCACCAGUUUCUUCCUGACCAACAACCAGAGCCAUCCCCAGAUGAACGAAUUCUCCUGGAAGGAUGUUACCAAUGCCUUGUCCCUGGCCAACAUGGUCCUGGGGCUCUUCUCCAUCUUCUGCAGCUUCUGCAAGAGAUGCCACUGUGCCUCCUGGAUGCUUCUGAUCAGCUUCCUGUUAGACACGGUUGUUGGGGCGAUAACCAGACACCUCAGCCUCUGCUGCAAGUCAGGAGUCGAGCUGAAUGACUUCACUGUCUUUACCACCUUCGGCCUGGCCUCAGCCCUGCUCCUGGGUGUGGACGGGCCCCUGAACGGGUUCCUGGCCAUCAUCUAUGUGUUAGCUGCUACUUUCCGCCUGUGCUUUUACUCAACUGGUGCUCAGCUCACCUAUAAGGGCCUCCCCUGCCGCUAUGCUUCCUGUGUCCUGGCCUCCACCUCCCUUCUGACCAAAGGCAACACGUUCAUUCUCUCUUGCAUGGCCUCGCUUAUGAUUCUCUUCAUGAUGGACCAGAGCUACUACCCGCAUGAUGAAAUCCUGGAGUCUGAGAACUGGAAAAAAUUGGUUUAUCUGGGAGGUAUCUUCAUGCUGCUUUUGUCCCCGUUCUCCCUAACUGCUUUUUACUGCUUGCUGUGGUCACUGUCCUACAUCUUCUUUCCAGAUGCUCUGUGGGGGAAAGCAGCGUGUCUCAGGCUACAGUGCCCAAGAAGCUAAGCAGCUUUGCCCGCUGCCAUGGGCCUCUGCGGGGUCUGUGCCAGCACUGCGGGCCAUGCUGGGCUUCAUCCUCACUAAAUCUUUCCUUGUCCCUAUGUCGCCUGUGUGCUACAUACGUGCUACCUUGAGCCAGAGCAACCCACGACAGGGUCAUCAGCCUUCGCUUCCUCCUCUUUACUCGGGGUUCAGAGGCCCCUGGGGACAAUAGUUGUUUAUAUCACAUAGAACAGGAAUUUUUUUCCCAAGCUGAAGUUGGACCGAGUUUGAGUUCCAGCCCUGGGUGCCCUUGUGUGCUAAGGUCAGUCCCUUGGAAAAAGGAGAAAAAACCUUUAGAAUGGGCCUGUCUCCACCUUGGCCUGUCUGGUUGUUAUCAGUCCAGUGGAGGGUGGGGCUGACUGAAGUGUUUCUUAAGCUUGCAGACUGGCUCUGUGGAGCAGAGCUACCCACAGGACAAUCGCGUUGCACCCUAUAAAUGUGCAU
Molecule: messenger RNA, 1447 nt
Organism: Canis lupus familiaris (dog)
Lineage: Eukaryota; Metazoa; Chordata; Mammalia; Carnivora; Canidae
Gene: TMEM269
Product: transmembrane protein 269
Exons: 7
Coding region: 122-967 (281 amino acids)
Source: RefSeq, a predicted model, not a curated record